This is a messenger RNA of Neurospora tetraspora, 780 nucleotides long. RefSeq lists its product as uncharacterized. Bases 458 to 769 code for a protein of 103 amino acids. Lineage: Eukaryota; Fungi; Ascomycota; Sordariomycetes; Sordariales; Sordariaceae. The transcript has a single exon. The record is from RefSeq and is a predicted model, not a curated record.
UCGAGAUGCAGUUCGAGUUGUUGGUCCAAGUUAUUCUACGUUGUGUUCUUCCAACAAAAGCACACGGAGCCGGAUGUAAGUAUAAUUGAGGCUCCGUCCCGGCCCCACCCCGUUCCCGCACUGCACUAUGUAUCCAUAUCGGUGUCGAUAUCUGGUUCGGUGUCCGGUGGUCAGAUCUGAUCCGCGGAUGUCCACCGCCGGAGGCGCCCGAUGGAUGACCUUGAUCAUGCGCUCCUCAUCCAGCCACCCAACAUCGGCACAAGUGCCCGAUUAAAGCAGACAAAGUUGUCGAUCCCGGUCCCGACUCGAUGCCCGGAGUCUUGGCACUUUGUGAUGUUGGAAUCGGGGCGGGGGCCGCCGGGGGUCGCCGGGGUUUGGUCGGUGUCAGUCUUGGCGGGAUGCUGCGGCCCGAACGAGACGCCAACUGCAAGGCAAGGUGGGUGCAAGGCAGCUUUGCAUGUCUGCAGCUAACAGCCGAGUGAAACUCUAUCGCGGAAAUGUUGUUUUUUACUUUUGUGUGUUUUUCUUCGUUGUGUUAUUUGUAUGGGUGCUGUUGCCGCCGACAGUUGAAGUGGGGAUGUCAAAGACCGUCAUCACAAGACCGUCAAGAUUUUUGUCGAAGAGGUUGGUUUUUGACUUUCUGCCUGCCGCCUUCUUUCCUUUGCAAAACGUCACGAUUGUCUCGGCGGCAUACUGUAUCAUCAUUUUUCUCCUCAACCGCUACCCAUGUUGCCAUGCCGCGACAACAAGACGGCAGAUACAUACGUAGGUGGCUCAACG